AUGGUAGAGGGAAAUCCAAGGAAAUGGCACACAUUGUUAUCUCAGGCAUUGUGGGCCCACCGAAAUAGUAGAAAUACUUCUACUGGAUUCUCCCCAUACCAAUUAACGUUUGGGCAAGAUGCUGUACUUCCUGCUGAAUUUGUUGUAUCUUCACCCCGAGUGUCUAAUACAACUGUAAGCAAUGACGAGGCAUAUGUGCAAGGAAUGUGGCAACAAUUGGAGGAAGUAGACACCGAUCGAUUGAAUGCUCUGGAUCAAGUGGUUCGACAAAGUGAGAUUAGAGCAAAAUAUUAUGGGAAAAAGGUGUCCCCAAAAGUCAUUGCAGAAGGAGACUUGGUCUGGAAAACAAUUCUGCCAACGUAUAAAAAGGUGGACCAGUUAGGGAAAUGGUCCCCCAAUUGGGAAGGUCCUUUCGUCAUUUACAAAGUAAUUGGUAAUGGAGCGUUUAUUAUUGUAAAUCAGGAAGGGAAGCUGGUACAUUAA
This is a messenger RNA of Andrographis paniculata, 483 nucleotides long. RefSeq lists its product as uncharacterized. Gene Ontology annotation, molecular function: nucleic acid binding. The record is from RefSeq and is a predicted model, not a curated record. Lineage: Eukaryota; Viridiplantae; Streptophyta; Magnoliopsida; Lamiales; Acanthaceae. Bases 1 to 483 code for a protein of 160 amino acids. The transcript has a single exon.